AUUUUGGAGUUCAAAAUUUGAUCUCCAAUCACACGCAAUCACAAUAAAGCGUUGUUCCGUCGUCCCAAUAUCUUUCUUUGUUCUUUUCGUCACAGACCCACUUCACAUUCUGGGUUUCACUCUUCUUUCGUUAUCGCUAUUUCUUACGGCCUUAAAACUGUAGAACAUUACAGAAAUCAUAAUCGGAAUGCAACGGGGCACUCAACGGUCGCCUUUAUCACAGAAAUUUGCUGCAAACAUUCAACUUCUUUAGGGGAUGAACUGCUUGUUUGUGCAUUACUGCAUCAUACCAUCAAGCAUCUGCUCAUGCGAAUGAUGUUUGGUGGACGAAAACGUGGCACAAUCCUCGAUAAUCUAAAACAAAAAAUUCAUGGUGAUUCGUCUUUAUUGGCAAGAUUGCUUAGUGAUGCAGCACCCGAAAUCGAGUUAUCUGAUUACCGAAGAGCCCCUAGUCAUGGUAGUGAAAGCCCUUCGGGGCUUCUAGACGGUGAACAUUUUAAAGCCGAACCAAUCGCAGAUUUAGAUCUUUUCUUCGAGAGAAUUUAUAGCUAUUAUUGUGGGAAAGGCCUGCAGUGCAUCGUCAUAAAGUGGAUAGUGGAACUCUUCACUCUUGCGUUUAUCAUAUUAUUUUCGGGAUUUUUCUUGUUAUUUUUUAAUUGGAAUGGCGUUAGAAAUGUCAAAUGUGGGAUGGAUGCAGUUGAAUCCGGAAAAAAGCCGUGUGAUUUAGCUAAAGAAGUUCUUCACCAGCAUCCUUUGACCCCUUUAACGCUUCUAAAAGUUGUGAUUCUUGGUUAUUUGGGAAUCACGUCGAGUUAUUGGUUAUUCUGUUUUUUACGUUUUUUCGCACAGUUGAAGGAUACACUAGAGAUUCGUAAAUUUUACGUCGACAGUCUUAACGUAAAAGACGAUGAGAUACAUACCAUGCCAUGGUCAACGAUUCUUGAAAAAGUAGUUCAAGUCCAAGAAUCCCGACAGUUAUGUGUAGUCAAAGAUCUUUCGGGUCAUGAUAUUAUUAUGAGAAUGAUGAGGAAAGAAAAUUACUUGAUUGGAAUGUUGAACAAGGGGGUGCUUGCUUUCCCGAUCUCCAGGUGGGUCCCAGGUGCGGGUCCCACUUCGAAGAAGAGUCCAAAUGGUACACAAAAUUUUCUCAUGCUAACGAAGACCCUUGAAUGGACGUUAAAUUGGUGCAUUUUGCAAAGCAUGUUUGAUAGAAACUUUUGUAUCAGAAGGGACUUUGUUACUGACCCCAAGACUUUAAAGAAAACCCUAAGGGUAGCUGGGCUCGUAAUGCUUCUACUUUCACCGUUUCUUGUUGUAUUCAUGCUUGUAUAUCUUUUUCUACGACAUGCUGAACAGUUCUAUAAGGAUCCUAGUACCGCAUCAUCCCGACGAUGGUCAAAUUUAUCAAAAUGGGUAUUAAGGGAAUUUAACGAGGUUGAUCAUUUGUUCAAGCACCGGAUCAAUAGUAGUGUUGCACCAGCUUCUGAUUACCUAAAACAAUUUCCGUCUCCUAUUUUGUCGAUUAUCGCUAAGUUUAUAUCGUUUGUAUCUGGUGGCUUUACUGCUGUUUUAAUCAUCAUUGCUUUCCUAGAGGAGUCCCUGCUUGAAGGCCAUGUUUUUGGGCGUAAUCUGUUAUGGUAUGGUGCUGUUUUUGGAGCCAUAACAGCCAUCAGCCGAGCUGCUGUUUCAGACGAACUUUUGGUGGUUGAUCCAUGCGGUACCAUGUCUCUUCUUUGCCAAUAUACUCAUUUUAUGCCGAAAAGAUGGCAAGCGAAAGAAAACACUGAGUUUGCGAGAAUGGAGUUUGAAACUCUUUUUCAGUACACCGGGAAGAUGUUGUUGGAGGAAAUGGCGUCGAUAUUUCUAACUCCUUACAUGCUUAUCUUCGUAGUCCCAAAGCGGGCUGAUGAUAUAUUGCAGUUUAUUACGGAUUUUACUGUAAAUGUUGAAGGUGUUGGUCAUGUUUGCAGUUUUAGUCUAUUUGACUUCAAAAACCAUGGCAAUAGCAAAUAUGCAUCGCCACAUAACGCAUCUCGUAUCUUUAGGAGUUCCCAAGGGAAAAUGGAGAAAUCAUUCUUGAGCUUUCAUGGUAGCUACCCAUUGUGGGAGCCGAACGUAGAUGGAAAGCAGUUUCUUUCAACACUCGAGAAAUUUCAGGGCCAAAGAAGCCCAAAUCAAAUGAAUAAAUGGCCCGUCAAUCUUGAUAAUAAAGAUCACCCUUACAUUCUUGACUGGUACUACACAUCCCAUCAUCAUAGGCCACGAGACAUUGAGACAGCACUUAUCGACGUUGAAGAUGAAGCCAUCACGAAUACAUGGGACCCACCUGAGUUAGGAUCUAACCGGGACCAACUUGAUGACAACUGGCGUACAACCUUUGAGGAUCGAAUCAAUAGCAAUCUUGAAGCAUCUACAUCUAGAACAAUUAUACACCAUCUUGACUUCAGGAACCCGGGGCAAGCUACAAGGAGCCACUGGUGGACCCGGAAAGGUGGGUCACCAGUGGCUAGGACCGGUGUGGGGCCCGAGGGUAGUUUUCUUGAGCCUCCCAACUUCCAUCGGAAUAGUUACUAUGACCACUAUGAUAAUUUAUCUGAGAAAAGCUUUCAAGAACACGACUCGCAGUUGGGUUGGGGGACAAAGGAAAAGGAUUUUAAUCUUCUUUUUGAUGAUAUUUAUGAUUCACAUUCACAAAGAACACCUUUUGAGGAUCUUUGUGGGAUCUGGGGUAGUUGAUUUGGUUACUGUUUUUUUAUAGAUUCUUUACUCAUGAACUUAUAAUGUGAUCAGUUUUUGAUAGAUUACCCGUUAAAAACGGGUAAUGUCAAAGUAA
This is a messenger RNA of Helianthus annuus (common sunflower), 2833 nucleotides long. RefSeq names its product autophagy-related protein 9. Gene Ontology annotation, biological process: autophagy of mitochondrion; protein localization to phagophore assembly site. Lineage: Eukaryota; Viridiplantae; Streptophyta; Magnoliopsida; Asterales; Asteraceae. Gene Ontology annotation, cellular component: phagophore assembly site; autophagosome. The record is from RefSeq and is a predicted model, not a curated record. The transcript is spliced from 10 exons. Bases 307 to 2736 code for a protein of 809 amino acids.